AUGAAAUAAUUAUUCCUGAAUUACAGGCAUAAUAAUGAAAUGAGAAAAUACACAUAUCAAGUAUUAUAUAAAUAGUUAAUAAGAUUUAAUUUAGAAAUGGGGAGACAGUUUCAUAUGAUGGAUUCUUAGAAAAUGAAAAUAAAAUUUAGAGGAUAAAUUAUACUAUUCUUUUUCCUUGGAGAGUAAUUAAAGAAAACAUCUUUUACUUUUUACUUCUUAUAUUAUAGGCAUUUUCUCAUUUACCUUUGUAUUUUGUGAUGAUUCCUUUAAUUUUACAAUAAUGGUUUGUUGAUUUACAUAAUUGUUUAAAAAUACGAAAAAUGGAUAAAAUGAUAAAAUAAUAAGAAGCCAAAAUUAUUAAGUAGUGGGAUGAAUGUAUUGUUAAUAAGGAAAUCAUUUCUAAAAUAAAAGAAAGAUUAAAUUAAUAAGAUUAAAGUGAAAGUAAUCAAAGAUUAAAGAGUAAAUCUUAAGUUGAUAAGAAUUCAUAAAAUAAGAAAAUUGAAUAUGUUUAGAGUCAAAAGAAAGGAAUUUCAAGAUCAAUAUUAUGUAAUAUAAAUUAUUAAUCUAUUUUAGCAAAUGAUUCAAUACCAUUUUAAUCAAUCUAAUAUAAAUAACAAUAAAGUAACAAAAAUAUUAAAGCAUCUGAAAAUAUAAAGAAAUAUAAUUAAAUGAGUCCAUUAAUUUAUAAAGAUAUGGCUUUAAAAUUACAAUAAAUUUAAAUUAUGGAAACUGAUCUAUUGAUUAUUUAAUUUAAAAUGAAAGUUCCAAGUAUAUUUCCAAAAGAUUUGGUAUAAACAACAACAAAAAUACCAUUAAAUGAGAAAUUAAAGAGAAUGGAAAAGGAUAAAAUGAAUUUAAUUAAAUAUUAAAAUGCUGAAGAAAUUAAAAUAGGAGAUGUUAUAUUAUUAUAAAGAAAUGAAAUAGCACCUUGUGAUAUAAUUGUAUUACAUUGUAAUGAUGAAAAUUUUUGUGUUUAAUAAUAAUUAUGUGAUUAUUCAUAAUAUACUGUAAGAAAACCAGUAGUAUAGAAUAGAUGUAAAAAUUGAAUUUAUUAUUUUAGCUGAUUCAUAAACAUUAGCUUAAUUCAAAAAAUCUUUGACUGGUAAUAUAGUAUUUCAUGAAUAGAAUUCUUAAAUAAAAGGAUUCUUUUAAUUAAAAAAAGAUCCUUAAUCAAAAACACUUGGAUAUGAAAAUUUUAUAUUCUGUUAAGAGAAAUUAUUGGCUACACCUUGGAUUUUGGGGAUAGUUGUAAAAGUUGGCAAUAGUUGUUUCUGUUAUACAAAAUUAUAAGGAUAAUUAAGAUUUGAUAAUAAUUAAUACUUUGGAUUUUACUUAUUAAUUUGUAUAAUUAUGAUUGUAAAUAUUUGUACAUAUAUAUAUCAUAGAUAUAAAUAAUAGUAUUCAAUUAAAAUGAAUAUUUAUAUGAAUUGAGAUCAAUAACAUAAAUUAUAUUGGAUAAUUGCAUUUAUUUAAUUUUAAUGAUACCUCAUUUCUUUAAGAUUUAUUAUAAUAUUUGUAGUUUAUUUUAAUUAUAAAUAAUUGGUACAAUAGAUUAAAAAUAAAUUAUGUCUUGUCAUAUUGAUAAAUAUUUAGAAAAAUAAUAUCUAACUAUUAGUGUUGAAGCAUUUAUAGAAUAAUCAUUUAAACUUAAACGUAUAAUUUAUAAUAGUUAAUAUUGUGAUUUUGAAGAAUCAAAAUUCUUACAAUUUUUAGAAACUGCAGAAAAGGGUAUAAAUAAAUAAGAUUAAGGUAAAAUAAUAAUAUACAUAUAUUAGAUAAAAUAAAUAAUUAAUUAAAUUCUUAAGUCUUAAAUUAUGAUAUGUAGAGUUCAAGUUCAGAAAUCUUAUUUAGUUAAAGAGAAUGUAUUAUUAAUUAAAUUCCAAAAUCAUUUGAAGGUAGGUGUGUACAUUAUUAUUAAUAAGAUUAUAAAUCUGAUUUAAAUUUAAAUUAAGAAUAAUUAAUUUUAUAAGAGUAAAUUUAACAUGACAAAAAUAUAUUUGAAAAUUAAGAAAUAGGAGAUCAUUUGACAGCUUAACGUCAAUCAAAUUAAUAAAAAAGUUCAAAAAUAUAUUAAUCAUCUAAAGAUUAAUUAAAAUAAGAUAAAUAUUUAAUUGAUGAAAAUACUUUAUAUAAAUCUAUGAUACAAAAUAAUUCUAAUAAUGAUCUAAAUCCUUUAUUUUUAUAAUUAGCUAUGAAUCAUCUUGCAUUUUCAAAAUUAUUAAUAACUGAAAAAAAAGAAUAGAAAGUAAAAAAUAAAUUUCUUGGUUUACUUGAUUAAAAAUAAGUAAAUUUAGCUAAAAAAAUGGGUUAUGAAUUUAUUUGCGUAAAUAAUGUUUAGUAAUAUUUUAAUAAUAUUUUAUAGGUAAUAAUAACAUUAUAUUAUAUAAAUUAAUAAAGAACUUUAUUCAUUUAAAUUGGUUAAUACUAAAUUACAUAUCUAAAAUUAAAGAUUGUAUAUGUUAUUUGAAAUGGAUGAUUAAUCUUAAGAAGCUGAUUAUCAAUUCAUUUUAUUUUUGAGAGAAGCUAAUGUAAGGAAAAAUGAAAGUAUUGAGGAUAAGGUACUUAAACAUUAAUCAGAUUCUUUACAUUAUAUAUAUUAUUAUUAUUGUUUUUUGAGUCAAAAUGAAGCUAAUGUAUAUUUAUCUUCUGCAGAAAGUAAUAUAUCAGAAAAUUAAUUGUAUACUUUAAUGGAAUAAUUACUUAAAUUGAAUAUUAUUUUUGGUUUAAGUUAUGAAUUAAAAUAGGAUUGUCAAGAUUUUAUGAAAAAUAUUAGAAAAUCAGAUUAUUAAUUAUUUAUUUAUACUUAAAAUUAAUAAAUAUCAGCUACAUCUAUUUUAUAUUAAUCUGAAUUAUUAUAAUCAAAUGAUUUAAUAUUUCAUUUUAAUUAAUAAAAUGAAGAAGAUUUAAGAGCAUAUUUUAAAUAAUGUUUAGAAGAAUUUUCUAAUUAAUUUUCACAUGCUAGUAUAAAUAGUUCUUAAUUUAUCAAAAUAUCUAAUUAAAGUGUUUAAAAAUCUAAUGAAACAGAUCAUAUUGAAGAAAAAUCAAGAACAAAAAAAGUUGUUGUCAUAUUAAAUAAUUCAACAUGUUAAUAAAUAAUGGACAAUACUUAUUUUAAAAAUCAUUUAAAAUUAUUACUAAAUUUUACUAAAGUAUUAUUUCUAUAUUAAGCAACUUAAGAUCAAUUAAAUAUUGUUUAAGAAUUAUGGUGUAUAUCUGGAAAAACAAUUAAUUUAAUUUAUGAAAAUCAAAGUUUAUUAAGAUGUAUCAAUGGAUGUUAACUUUAAAUAUUAUAAUUACAAGAAUUUAGUUUAUUUAGAAAUUAAAAAUUUGGAGAAGUAAAUAGGAAGAAUUUCUUUAAAAAAUUAAGUUUAUCAUUGAGAUAAAGAUUAAUUUAUGAGAAAUGUUAUUUUAAUGAAUUGUAAAUUAAUUCUAAUACAGAUGUAAUUAUAUAAGGUUUCAAAGAAUUAGAUAGAUUACUAUUCUUUUAAAGUCCUUUAUUAAAAAUAUUGUUUAGAUCAUUAUAAUAAUAAACUAUUUAUAAAACAAUAACAUUUAUCUCUUAUUUUACUUUUACAUCAAUUAUUUAUACAUGGAAUACUUUAGAUUAAUAAAAUUAUUUAGUAGAAAUAAUAUUCUAUUUUUAUAUUUAUUAACUCUUUUUAUUUGUUAUUUAACAUUAUUAAUUUCUUAAUGAUUCAAAAUAAUUAUUAUAUAAUAAGGAUUAAUCCCUUUUACUUUAAAAAUACUCUAAACAUUAAUCUGAAACUGAAAUAUAAAUAACAAUUAUAAUCAAGAAUAUUUUAUAAGGAAUAUUGAUUUCAUGCAUAUUCCUAUAUGACAUUUAUUCUCAAGAAUUUUACUUAUAUAUUUUUAUGUCAAUAAGUAUUAGUGAUUGGCUUUACUUAAUAAUAAAUUUUGGAUUUAAAUUUAAAAUAUUAGCUUCAUGUAUUUUUACUAUUCUAUUUUAUAUCUACACAUUAAUAGAUUCUUUAGAAAAUAAAGAAUGGCAAAAUUAAAUAAGCACAUAAGAAGUCUUUUCUAUUAUUUUAGGAGUAUCAUUUUUAUUAAUUACAAAUAUUUUAUCUGAUUAUCUAUAAAAUUAUAGUUUAAAUAAUCUACCUACAAGUGAAGAUGAAUUUUUAUCAUAUUUAAAUUAUAUACAUUUAAUUAGUGCUCCAGCUUAAAAAAAGAAAACUGUAACUAUUUUAUAGAAUAAAGUAAAUGAUCUUUUUGAUAAUAUUGAGUAAGUGGAUUUGAGCAUACAAAAAUGUAUAUAUUUAUUUAUUACUAUUAGUAUUACUUAAUGAACCUAAUUAUUAAAGUAGAUUUGGAUAAUGGACUUAAUAAAUAUUUCAUAAGGCAUAGACUAUUUUAUAAUGGAAAUAAAAAUAAAUAGUAUAAUGUCUUUAAUUGUUAUUUUAUCAUUGUACAUUUUUGUUAAUAAUGUAUUUCUAUUAGGAUAAAAAUAAUUAUUUUUUAGUAGAUUAUUUAAUAGUUUUUGGUCUUUAAGCUAUUGUGUUUAUUGUGUUUACAUUUAUUCAAUUACCUACAAAUAAAUAACAUUAUUUAGAAUAUGCUAAAUUUAUUAUUGCAACAGCUGCAACAAUAUCAAUUUUAUUUACAUAAAACACUUAAGAACAUAUUGGUUCUGCUUUGGUUAUGUAAUAUUUUAUUACUUAUAAAUUAUCCAUAAAAUUUCAUCCUAUUUAUGAUUAUAGAACUUAUUUAGGUUCAGCUUUAAUAAUAAUUAUUGGUUACAUAAUAUGGUAUAUUAUAGAAAAUGAAUCAAAUGUUUCUUUUUUAAUUUAAAUAUUGCAAUUUAUAAUCAUAUUUUCAGCAUCUCAAUAUUUUAUAAAGAGUUAUGUAAUAAUAUAUAUCAUUAUAAAAAUUAGUAUAUAUAAUUAGAAGAAGAUUAGGCUUAAAACAAAUUAAAUUUUAUUGAGUAAAAUAAUAAAAUUAAUGAUAUACUUGGAAUUUUAUUACCAAAAUUUAUAAGAGAUAGAUUAAAUGAAAGUAUUUUAAGUUAAAUUAAUAAUUAUAGCUGAUUAGUACAAUAUUCAUUAAAACUAAGGCUUAGUAGCAAUAGUAUUUUGUGAUAUUUGUAAUUUUGAUUAAAUGGUCAUAGAAGAAAAGGAUAAAAUUAUUCCAUUUUUAGAUGAUAUCUUUAGAACUUUUGAUAAAUAUUGUUAAAUCUAUGGAGUGUAAAAAAUAGAAACAGUUGGAAAAACUUAUUUGGCAUCAGCUGGAUUGAAGGCAUGUGAAUAAGAAUUAACAUAUUUGUCAUAAGUUGAUCCUGUUUAAAGAGCAUUAAAUUUAGCUGAAUAAAUGAUGAAUUACAUUAGAUCAAAAUAGUAAUCAAUUUAAAUAUAUCAUUUAGGUGGGGUACUUAAGGAUAAUAAUUAAUUGGAAAGAUUGGAAUCCAUUAUGGAGGUGCCAUUAGUGGAGUCAUAGGUUAUCAUAAACCAUAAUUCUCUUUAAUUGGAGAUACUGUAAAUACAACUAGUAGAGUAUGUUCUACAGGAUUAGAGGAUACUAUAACAUUAUCAGAAUAAGCAUUUGAUUAAAUUAAAAAUGAGAAUAUUGAAUUUGAAAUAAGAAAUGUAGAAAUGAAAGGAUUGGGUAUUAGACCAACUUAUAUAUUUAAAUGUAAGAUGUAAAAUAAAGAUAAUAAUCACUCCAUAUAAUAUGAAUAGGAUUUGUAAAGUAAAGAUGCAAGAAGCAAUUAUGUAGUUAGAAAGAAUCCAGAAUUAUUGAAAAAAAACUUAAAAAAGAGAAAGACAAUUUUAACUUAUAUUGAUACAAUGAAUCAAAAAAGGGAAUCAAUUUAAGAUAAUGGUACUCAUAAUGUUUUUGGUAUCAAACCUACUGAUCCUGCCUUUUAUUCAUCAUAAGAUGAGAAUUUAUAAGAGUCUUUAUAAUUAAUAUAAAAACAAAGUUCUGAGGAUAAACAAAAAAAACAAUAAUCAUUGUAAUAGCCAAGUACAUUUAAAAGAUUAAUAACUAUGUUCUAGAACAGAUUUUAAUUAGAAAAUUAUGAACCAGAAAUUGAUGAGAUGAUAGAUUAUGAAUAAUUAUUGGUAUUGUCUAUAUAAUUAAUUAGAGAAUGUAAUUUUAUUAAAGAAUGAAUAUACUUUAGAACAUAACUUAAUAAAAGAAACUUCAUUCCUUUAGUUAUUAGAGAUAUCUUAUUAUAAGAAAUAAAUGAAUUAGUUUAUAAGUUAUGAUUAGUAUAUGGAAUUUGUGAAAAUUUAAUCUAAGAGUCAAACAAUUUAUAAUUUAAGGUUAUAUGCUUUAUAUUAUAUGAUAAAAUAAUUUUGUUAGAUAUAAUUCUAUAAUGAUUACAAUAUUGGCCUUAUUGUUUUAUAAUGGUUAUGUUGUAUAAUGAACUUAAUUCAAUUUUUAAUUAAUAGAAAACCUAAUUUUGAGAAAUGGAAAAUAUUAAUAAAAAUCUUAUUAUUUUUUUAAGUAAUAUUAGCUGGAAUAGUUAUAGUAUUAGAAGAUAAUGAUGAAUUAAAAAAUGUUCAUGUAUAUGAGAUAGUUUUCAUAUAAUGUAUAUUUUGUAGUAUUUAAAUACUUAGUUUUUGGGUAAAAGUAUUAUUUUGUUUUUUCACUUACUUUUACUCAAUAAUAAUCAUUAUAAUUGAUGGAACUUAAUUAAUUAGUAUAUUUUUCUUUUUUGUAAGUUCUAUGUAUAAUUUAACUUUGAUAUUAUUUAUUGAAUAAUAAUAAGUAAGUUGUUUUAAUUAAAAAAAUAUAUUUAAAACUCAAUAAUAAAAAGAAUCAUAAUUACUUUAAUAUUUAUUGCCAAAACAUAUUUUAAAUAAGUUUUUAGAUGAUAAAAUAAAUAAUAUAGGAAUUUGUGAUAAAUUAGAUAAAUUAACAAUCUUAUUUGCUGAUAUUGCUGGUUUUACUGAAUAUUCAAGUAAAGUAAAUCCAGAAGAUGUUUUAGUUAUGUUAAAAAAUCUUUUUGUUGAAUUUGAUAGAAAAUGUUGUGAAUUGAAUGUCUAUAAAUUAUAUACAAUAGGAGAUUGUUAUGUUGCAAUUGGAAUGAUUGAUUAUAAUAAUAGAAAUCCUCAUUAAGAAGCAAAAAACAUAGUAGAUUUAGCUUUUGAGAUGAUUAAAAUAAUAGCUUAAGUGAGAAAACAAAUUAAUUUUGAUGGAUUAAAUAUGAGAAUAGGAAUACAUACAGGAUCUGUUUUUGGAGGAGUUAUGGGUACAGAUAUUGUAAGAUAUGAUAUCUAUGGACCAGAUGUGUUAAUUGCAAAUAAAAUGGAAUCUAAUGGAGUUAAAGGUUUUGUGCAUGUUAGUUAAGAAACAAAAGCAUAUUUAGAAUAAGAUUAUGAUGAUCUAUUUAAUUUUGAAUUGCAUAAAACAAUUGACCUUAAAACUAUUUAAAGAUAGAUUGAAGGAUUUCUAGUACAUAAAUUAGAACAGGAUCAUUUUCCAGAUGAAGAAGAUUAAUUUUUAAGUUCUUGA
Molecule: messenger RNA, 7476 nt
Organism: Paramecium primaurelia
Lineage: Eukaryota; Ciliophora; Oligohymenophorea; Peniculida; Parameciidae
Source: the annotation of a GenBank genome assembly